AAAGACGGAGACGACUUGUACGCAAAAAAUGAAAUCUUUUCCACCAGAAUUACAUCGUCCAGGGCAAGUUUCCGAACUUGUAGUCGGAAUUCAUCGGCUAAUAACGGGAAUGCACCGCUCCAUUAUCGGAAUUAUUCGGCGAAUAAUCGGAAUCAUAAUCGUCCACCCUCGGUAGGGAGUCGACAUUCAUCGGCACAUGGUCGGAAUUCAUCGGCACACAGUCGGAGUUUACCGUCGGAAAUUUCUCAUCUGGGAAAUCGUCGUAACAAAUCGUGGGUGUACCAACCGAUGCCCAUCCACCCAGAAAGACAAAGUAUAUAUACAUUGGUAGUCCCCCCCGUCCAUGUAGCUGAGGAGUCGAAGAAACGACUGAAGAAGCGGAAGCGUCAGGGGGGUGGGGGACGGCACGUGGCAUGGAUGGACAAUCGUGAACAUGUAUUGAGGUUUCAAGGGAUACCAAGGGAUUUUUAUGUGCAUGAUAAGAAAGACAAAAAUACAGAGAAUGAUAUGGACAAGUUAAAACACUGUAGAUAUCUGCGCUAAUAUAUAGUGGACCCCAUAGAUCAUUAUGUGACACUGAAUGAUAUGUGGGUUUCACUAUUAAGCACUGUCCAGCAGAUGGCGGUCAACUGGAUUUGGAGGCAAAUAAACAGAAUUGAGAAAUGAUUCACUAAUUCAUAUCUGUUACAAAUAUAUUACAUGCUUAGAAACUAACACAAUAAGUAUUAGAUAUAAUUUUGUAAAUAAUUGUAGUUUCUAAGCAUGUAAUAUUUUUGUAAGCACGAGGUUAAAUAAGAUUAAAUAAUAAGAAAAAUAUAUACACCUUACAUUAACGUAUUAAUCCUGACCAUUUUAUAAAUGAAAAAUAUAAUUAAAAAUACAAUUAUGUUGUAAUUUACACACGCUUGUAUAACUUGCAUACAAUUGUAAGACAUAUUGAAGUCUCUUGAUGUUGUAAUAAAUUGAUAUUUCAAACCCAGUACUCCAGUGUAGUAUAAGCAAAAUUCACUGUACACGGUGUUAAUAUUUUAUGUUAGAUGAAUGCUGCAUUUCAUGACGCAGUUCAAUAGCCGUUUUCACAUUACAAGACGGGCAAGUCGUCUAGACGAACAAAUCGUCUCAAAAUCGUCUCAAAAUCGUCUCAAAAUCGUCUUUUAGUCGGACAAAUCAUCAGAUGUGAAAACGUGUCGGACAAAAUAUUAGACGAACAAGUCGUCUGAAUUUGUUCGACUACUUGUCCGUCUGUGAUUUUUGAGAGACGAUUUGUUCGUCUAGACGACUUGUCCGUCUCUAAUGUGAAUAGGGCUAAUGGUGCCUCUAGGCUAAGGCUACCCCCCCCCUCCCAUACGCCCCAUGUCUGAUCAGACAGCACGGCUAAAGUGAAAGGGGUGUUUUUUUAAGUAUUUUCUUUCUUCAGAUGUUUAUCAAAGUCUGGCACAGGAAAAUACAAUACAACGUUACCAUGUCGCUGGGAUUAUGACGGGACGGGUGAACAAUACCAGAUCCUAGCUGGGCCAGUAUUUAUACUGGUCUACACCAUCACUGGUAUUCCACUGGGCUUUCUGGGUGGUGGUAACAAGCGGUGUAUGAUAUUAGCAUCUUGUCUCAUGUUAUGGAGUAUCAUGACUCUCUUAUCUGGCUUUGCAACCAAGUAUUGGCAUUUGGUGGUGACCAGGUUUAUACUUGGCAUGGCGUAAGAGACAUUUAUAUUAACAUUAGAUCUCUAAACAACUGAUAGAGCUAUCCAGUAUAAAUAGAGUUAGUUUAGUUUAGGUUUCCUCCUGUAGUAACACUGGAUCAAUAAGAGAUGAUCCUUACUGGACCUCUUGGAAGAACAGUUUAGAACUGGUAGAGCUAUCUCUCUCUAGCGUCAAUAAAUUUAAGCAAAUUGUGUUUCAACAAGUAUAAAUGGAUACAUUUUGUUUUUGUUUCUAGGGAGGCAGGCUGUACGCCGUUUGCAAGCAGUUUGAUCGCAGAUUAUUUUGACGAGGUAAAACUAUUUUAAAAGUAAAGUUAGGGGUUGUUGAUCAUCUUUACAUGAAGCUGUUAACUAAAUUACGACGGAUGCAGCCUUAGAAAUAAUAUAUCUCUAUUAUUUCUAUGGACGCAACUCCCAUGGGCAAGUCUAUCGCCCGUAUUCUAAAAGCUCACUCGCACUCAAUGAAUGGAAGUUCAAUCUGAGCUUCUCUCGGUGUCAUUGCUGUUUUUGAAUAGCUGAAGGGUUAGUGUCGUACCUUACUAUGUGACUACUCACGCUGCAGCAAUUCAAAAACAACAUUGACACUCAAGAGAAGCUCAGAUUGAACUUCCACUCAUUGAGUGUGAGGGAGCUUUUAGAAUACAGGCGUAAGUGUUACUAGACCGUACGUCUGGCUGUCACCUUACGACCCAUGUAUGACGACGGAGCAUUGUUAAGGUGGACUGGACAUGAAUCACGUGUUAAUCACUAUUGUCUUAUGUUUUCCAGACUCUUCGAGCCUCGGCCAUGGGUGUGUACAACUGGGGAAUCUAUAUCGGGUAUAGUUUAUCGUAUGCCCUGGGGAACUUUAUCGUAGACGCGAACAUUGAUGGCAAGGGCUGGCGUUGGGUGUAUUGGAUCGCAGCUAUCCCAGGAUUCAUUGUGGCUCCUAUGAUACUUUUCACGGUCAAAGAGCCUGUCGGGAAGGUUAAGAAAGAACGAACGUCCAUAAAUAUCACGGUCAGUGUUAUCAAGGCAUAUUGUAACAUAUACUAA
Molecule: messenger RNA, 2734 nt
Organism: Paramuricea clavata
Lineage: Eukaryota; Metazoa; Cnidaria; Anthozoa; Malacalcyonacea; Plexauridae
Source: the annotation of a GenBank genome assembly